AUGAAACCAAUUUAUUUAAUAUUAAUAUUAAUAUGUGUUUCAGUUUAUGGAAUAGAUAUAAAUGUUGGUAAUAAUAACAAUAAUUAUAAAGAAGUGAUUGAAAUUCAAGUUGAUAGAGUUCAAGUAUUGUCAACUUCGGUGACUAUUAAUUUUACAUCAAAUUGUCCAACUUUUAUGCAAGCAUCUGUAUGGGGAUACACUUGUCAACCAACCAAACGUAUCAAUGAAAUACAAUGUACUGGGUUGGAGCCAGGUACCACUCAAGCCUACUUGGUUUUGUCUCAAUGUGGUAGUUCCUUUUUCAACACAUUCCUCAAUCUAAAGACAUUCCCAGCAGUUGGUAAUCCAGCCAUUUCCUUUAAGGUGUUGGAUUCAACAUCAUUCCAAGUAUCACAUAGAGCUAUUGGUGGUGCACCCUAUCAAUCAACUUACAAUGUUACUGUUAGAGGUGAAAAUAAUGGUUUCGAAAAGAAAAUUGAAAAUACCUAUUCAAGCGAUCAAGUCAUUCGAGUUCCACCCAAAUCAUCUCCAUCAUCUUCAUGUACCUAUAUAGUAACAGUCACUGUCUAUAAUGAUUAUAUAACAAAUACUUCUGUUGAUUCAAUUAAAUUACAACAAACAAAUAGAGAUAAACAAUUAGCAAGAGAAAAAGAGAAACAAGUAUUCCAAAAGAAAAUAGAUUCAGUCCCCGAUGAUACAGCACAUCAUAUGUUUUUUUCAUACAAUGAAGCAUUGGUACCACCAUACUAUGUGAUAUUAGAUACCAAUUUUAUAAACUUUUCAUGUUCUCUAAAGAUUGAUAUAGUGGAAGGAUUGAUGGAUUGUCUCUAUGCAAAGUGUAUUCCAUGUUUGACAGAUUGUUGUGCAGCAGAGUUGGAAAGACUCGGACCAAAGUUUAGAGUGGCAUUAAAGAUUUCAAAGGAUCCACGUAUUCAACGUCUACCUUGUUUCCACAAAGGUACCUAUGCCGAUGACUGUAUUAUAAAUAGAAUUACCAUGCAUCGUAUGUACUUGGUAGCUACAUGUGAUGCCGAUCUCAGAAGAAGAAUUAGAAAAAUACCUGGUGUCCCUUUAAUCUAUCCAAAGGGUAAAAGAUAUACAAUUGAAAGAUUACCAGAUGCUCCUGGUGCCAAGUAA
This is a messenger RNA of Cavenderia fasciculata, 1137 nucleotides long. RefSeq names its product FCF1 family protein (gene fcf1). The transcript has 3 exons. Bases 1 to 1137 code for a protein of 378 amino acids. Gene Ontology annotation, cellular component: nucleolus; small-subunit processome. The record is from RefSeq and is a predicted model, not a curated record. NCBI's taxonomy places the organism in Eukaryota, Evosea, Eumycetozoa, Acytosteliales, Cavenderiaceae.